CACAUUGAUUUUGGACAGAUUAGUUAAAUAUUUGUAUUAGAUAAAGCUAUGCAAAGUCAUGACCCUCUGUCAGUCAUGGCUGGCGUAAAGCCGUCGUCAAUGAAUGUGUUGAAAAUUGUUGAUGUUCCUAACCCUUCCUUUUCAUCUUCAAGGGAACUAAAUGGAAAUGGCGUUUAUGAAAAAAACGAGUGUAUUCAGUUUCAAAAUGUAAUCACACUUAACAUUGGAGGAACAAUACAUACAACUAGUUUAUCAACUCUUCUGAAAUAUCCAGAUUCAAUGCUCGCAGUUAUGUUUAGUGGUCGGCAUCAUUUAGCAAUGGAUGAUCAAGGAAGAUAUUUCAUUGACCGAGAUGGAAAAUUGUUCAUCCAUAUUCUAAAUUAUCUUCGUGAAAAUAAAAUGCCGCCACUGUCACUUGUGAUGGAUGUUUAUGAAGAAGCGCAAUAUUAUAAUAUUACUCCCCUCAUUUCUGCAUUGAAUUCAACUUGUCCUGUUGCAAGUGAUAAAAUAAGGAGAUUAUUCCUUGAUGAGGUGCCAAAUUAUGAUAUAAAGAUCAAUGCAUUAAUUGAAAAAGCUCAGCAAGUUGCAACCAUCCAUCCAGAUAGAGUAUCAAAACUUCUUGUUUGUGUCUACAAAGAAGAUUCACCAAUAACUGCAUAUGAAAAUUCAUUACUUCCUCCUGUGCCUGGUGAAAGAAAUCCAAAUGGAUCUCAAAUGAAUCAUAGUUGUGAUGUUUGUAUUUCGUUCGGUCCAUGGCUUGCAGCUCCCGAUGUUUACGACCUUAUACACUGUAUAAAGGAUGACGUCGCAAAACGAGGAUAUUCACUUGAAUGUCAAUGCAUUGGGGUGUGUGAUAAACACUUAAUAGGACAAUUUUAUUGUAAACGGCCAAUUUAUGAAUUCAAAUUCAAGUGGUGGUAAUUUUGUCAUCAAUAGUUGUUAAUUUUAUUUUUAUUUUGCGUGCUAUGUACUGUGUAAUCCUGUGAUAUUUUUUAAUCGAGCAUAGGUGUGGGUUUUUUUCAAGAAUUAUAAAAAAAUAACUAUUCAAGUGAUUUAUUUAUCCAAAAUAUUUGGAUAUUUAGUUGUACGUAUAUAAAAUAAUGCUGUUCUCAUAAUUAUUUCCAUAAAUGAAAUAAAUAUGUAAUUUCAUUACAAAUUAUGCUGCUCCGCACUGAGCAUUUAGUUCUGCAUAUAAUUCGCAUUACAAUUAAAGUAGCCAAAAUGAAUGGCUAUAUUAUUCAGGAAAGCCAUGGUUUUAUUCAGAAAUUUCUAUGUUUUUAAGCAUGAGCAAUAGUAUAUCUGGAUUGUUAAAAACAAGUUGGGAUACCAAUAAUUUCAAAUUCCAUUCAACAUAAAUCUUUGGACAACCUUACUCAAGCUUGCUUUCACUGCUGUUAUUUUUGAAUGAAGAUUUCCAAACUUAGAUAUCAUUCCAUAUUAUAAGCCUACGUGGUAUUGUUUAUAUAUAGAUAUAUAUUUUUUUGCUGCCAAUUAUUCUGUUUUCUUGUCUCAGUCCGCCGUGUAUUUCCACAUUGUUGCUUAUUGCUAUGCCUAACGCAAUCCAUAUAUAAGUGUUUUGAAUUUUUAGGCUUUUUUUUUCUUUUUUCGCGGAACGUUGUAGCUAUAUAAUUUUUUUAGAUGUCAAAAUUAUUUUUGAUAAUUAAAUGGGAUUCCCAAAUAUUUUAAAUUUGUAAUUUUAUAUGGUAUUUUCGCCAGCAUGCAUACUUCAAAAGUAGGUUCACACACUAUUAAAUAUUUCUCAAGUGUUGCACUUAGUACAUAACAGUUUAUAAAGGCAAUGUACAAAUAUGAUUAUUAUACAUGUUGAGGCAUCCAACGGUUUGGUCUUAAAUAUCAUUUUCUCUUAUCGAGUGUUUAAUAAUGAUUUCUGAAUACAGCAACAAAGAUUGACGUAUUACACAGUGGCAAAAUAAACUUGCCUCUAACCCCAGUUAGACAAAAAGAAGGAAAUCAUUAUUUAGGUAGGAUGGCUAUUUUGUGUCUCCAUUUGGGCAACUAGCCCUUAAGCUCUAAGUCUUCAUGCUCUUCUCGGCAACAUCCCCGUUUUAUUAUUCAAUGAACAUUCCUCCCAAUGACUUCCAUUUGCACUUACACCUGAUGAUGUCUUUUCACUGUGCAACCACAGAUGGUUAAUUUGAUCCUUGUGGCGGUGUGAGCGUUGUGAAUAGUUUUUAGCUGGUGUAGGGUUUAAUAAUUCAUUCUAAUUUGAAAUCAAGUAUGAUAUGUAAUAUCGUGAGUGAGCAGUAGUUAUUCGUCAGAGUAUUGAUCAAAUCUUUUCUUUCAAUAAAUACAUAAAAAGCAUAU
Molecule: messenger RNA, 2325 nt
Organism: Styela clava
Lineage: Eukaryota; Metazoa; Chordata; Ascidiacea; Stolidobranchia; Styelidae
Product: BTB/POZ domain-containing protein KCTD7-like
Biological process (GO): protein homooligomerization
Molecular function (GO): protein binding
Source: RefSeq, a predicted model, not a curated record